AUGUCGAAAGAUUCAUUGGGUCGAAUUCCACUUCACAUGGCAUGUUCUCCUUAUUUGAACGUUGCCGAAGAUGCGUUUGAGAUCCUGCUUGAAGCCGGCUCUGAUCCUGAUUCGAAAGACAUCAACGGUGAAACUCCCCUACAUAUGGUUGCACGAGCGGGCUUUUUCUGGGGGGUCCGUAUUCUGGUGGCGGGUGGCCUGGCCGAUUUUAUGGCAAAGAAUAAUGAUGGCAAUACAGCAUUGCACUUAGCAGUGCGGAGUGAGCGUGGAGAGAUAGGCGAUGAAACGAUCACGGAGUUGCGUAAUGCGGGUGUGGAUUCCAGCUUGGUGAACAGCGAUGGUCAAAGUGCUAUGGAUCUAGCAUGGGACCUGGGCGAGGAAGAAACCAUGACUGUUUUAUCUUGCGAGUUAUCUGCAGAAUCAGAUGAAGCCGAAUCCUCAAGAGACUCAGUGCAGUCUUGA
Messenger RNA from Penicillium samsonianum, 462 nucleotides. Its product is annotated as ankyrin repeat domain-containing protein. The record is from RefSeq and is a predicted model, not a curated record. Gene Ontology annotation, molecular function: protein binding. Bases 1 to 462 code for a protein of 153 amino acids. The transcript has a single exon. Lineage: Eukaryota; Fungi; Ascomycota; Eurotiomycetes; Eurotiales; Aspergillaceae.